AUGGCAAUUGAGAAAAAGAAUUCAAGAGGAGCUGCAAAGAAAGAAUUUGAUUCGGUUGAUAUGAGAUUGAGGAAGGCUUUCCGUGCGUGGCUUGCACAGGAACAACAAAAGAAUCCUCAGUUGUUUUCGUUCCUCGAGGAUGACGACACUGAGAUUUUGAAGAGCCUCCUCAGAAGAAAAGACAAAAGAAAGAGAGAAGAAGAAGGCACGUCCAUGAAAUGUGCUAGCAGUAGCAGUGAUGAAUUGCCAAGUCCAUUUAAAGAAAAGAUUCAAGAAAUGAAGGGAUGUGAGGUGAAGUUGGUGAUGCAGAAGAAACUCUAUGAGUCAGACUUGAAUCCAAACCAAAACCAUGCCUGCUUCUCUAUCAAGAUUGCCAACAAUUUUUUGACACAAAAGGAGGAGUCCUUUCUAGAGGAAAACAAAAUGCUUGCUGGCAUGCACGUCAUUGUGUUGGAUCCUUCUCUUAGAGACUGCAACAUGUGUUUCAUGAAGGGUUCAAGAAGCUGCUUCUACAACUUGACCAAUGGAUGGAACCAAAUUGUGCUUCAGAAUGAUCUCAAACUGCAUGAUAUACUGCAGCUUUGGUCCUUCAGAGUCUCCUCUUAUCUCUGGUUUGCACUUGUCAAGCUGUGA
Messenger RNA from Glycine soja, 633 nucleotides. Its product is annotated as putative B3 domain-containing protein At3g49610. The record is from RefSeq and is a predicted model, not a curated record. Gene Ontology annotation, molecular function: DNA binding. The coding region runs from base 1 to 633 and encodes 210 amino acids. The transcript has a single exon. Lineage: Eukaryota; Viridiplantae; Streptophyta; Magnoliopsida; Fabales; Fabaceae.